This is a messenger RNA of Poeciliopsis prolifica (blackstripe livebearer), 1065 nucleotides long. RefSeq names its product cytokine-like protein 1 (gene cytl1). The transcript has 4 exons. The record is from RefSeq and is a predicted model, not a curated record. NCBI's taxonomy places the organism in Eukaryota, Metazoa, Chordata, Actinopteri, Cyprinodontiformes, Poeciliidae. Gene Ontology annotation, biological process: positive regulation of transcription by RNA polymerase II. The coding region runs from base 10 to 450 and encodes 146 amino acids.
CUGACAGACAUGAGGCUGGGACUGACUGCUCUCCUCUGCUUCUCCAGCGUCGUGCUUCGGUGCGACUGCACUCCUCCGACCUGCUACUCCAGAGCGCUUGGCCUGAGCAGAGAAAUCAUGACCCUGCUGGACAAGAUCCACAAUUCCCAUCGCACCAAAGCGUGUGCUGAAGUUCUACCUGUCAUCCACAUUGAUGUGCAUAACGCAUGCAUCUCCAACAAGCUGCGUGACCUUCUCUACGUGGUGCUGAACCAUCCCGACCAGAGCUGCAAAGAGAAGCCCAGAAUGGUCGUGUUGAAGCGGAAAACCCAGAACCUGUACUCCAUCAUCACCAGAAUCUGUUACCGGGACUUGGUGUUUUUCACAGACGACUGUGAGGCCAUCGACACCGGACGCAGCAGCCCAAACCUGGCCGAAGACAGACUGCAGCUGCUGGUCGAGGACAGAUGAGACAGCUCACACUCAUUCACACAGACAUAUACCUUCGUAGAAAUCUAUUGUAUCCAAAUGUAGAGCAGUAAUAGCAAGCAUAUGACACCGAAGACGAGGCUGUUUAACGUCCUGCAUGUUCACUGGCUGAGGGCUGGACGACAGGCUGCAUGUCGGGGGACACGUGUGGUCACAUUCCAGCAGCAAACGGAGAACCUCCCACAGGAAAUUAGCUGAAUACCAGCCAUGCCGAUGAAAACCUUCAAAUAAUAAACCAGUACAAGGUGCUUGUGUGUGCAGCGUUGACCUCUGCUUAUUUACCAGGACUGAUCAAAGGUUUGCGUGCAAUUAGCAGAAAUAGGUUGUGUUACUGGGAGCCACCCAGUAACACAGGGUGGCUGUGUUACUGGGUGGAGGUCGAUGGAGAAGAAAUGGAAGUUUUCUUCCUCUUUCUUGUACCGUUUGUAUCUCUCUGAAUGUUCUUCAAUAGCUUUUGCAUCUAAGAAGCUGUGAUGUUUCUGCUACUUUGUUAUUAUGAACAACAAGUACAACGACUGUUCACAUAAAUAUGUAUUCACUCACAAUCAGUAGAGGCUGUUAUUCUUUUCAAGUAAUAAAAAAGUUAUUUUCCUAUCA